This is a messenger RNA of Neoarthrinium moseri, 1002 nucleotides long. RefSeq lists its product as uncharacterized. The transcript has a single exon. Lineage: Eukaryota; Fungi; Ascomycota; Sordariomycetes; Amphisphaeriales; Apiosporaceae. The coding region runs from base 1 to 1002 and encodes 333 amino acids. The record is from RefSeq and is a predicted model, not a curated record. Gene Ontology annotation, molecular function: protein binding.
AUGCCCCCAGCGAAAGACAAUCCAGUCCCGACAGGACUCCCAGACACAGAUCUCUUCACUCUAGAGUCCAUACCCUCCAAGGGCAAAGGCCUCGUUGCCGCCAAGCCCAUCAGCGCAGGGACGCUGCUGAUCAGCGAGCCGCCGCUCUUCACCACGGCCAGCCUGACGGAUGCAGACAACAUCGAGAAGGACCUAGGCCGCAUCAUCCGUGGGCUGCCCAAGGAGGGCCAACGCGCGUUUCUGGCGCUACACAACAACUUCCCGGGCCAGCCCAACCCCUUCUCUAACAUCAUCCGGUCCAACGGCUACCCGCUGGGCCCGUCCAGCGACGUGGGCGCCAUCUUCCCGCUGAUCGCCCGCCUCAACCACUCGUGCCGCCCCAACGCGCAGCACGCGUGGAACGAGGCCCUGCAGCGCGAGACCGUCUACGCCGUGCGCGACGUGGCGCCCGGCGAGGAGCUGACGCUGAGUUACCACAACGGCGGGCCCAGCGCCGAGCGCCGCGCCGCGCUGCGGCAGUUCUUUGGCUUCGAGUGCGCGUGCGAGCUGUGCGCGCUGCCGGCGAACAAGCUCGCCCGCAGCGACAAACAUCUCCGCGAUGCGCAGGCGCUGGACGAGCGGAUCGGCGACUCCAAGCGGGUCAAGAUGCAGCCCGAGGACGCGCUGAACGACUGCCGCGAGUUGCUGCGGGUCUACGAGGAGGAGGGCAUCACGGACCUCAGGGUGCCCAGGCUGUACUACGACGCGUUCCAGAUCUGUGCCAUGCACUCGGACGCCGCGAGGGCCAGCGUGUUUGCUGAGAGUGCGAGGAUAGCCAGGGAGCUAUGCGAAGGGCCGGACAGCGAGGAGGUUGCUAACCUGAAGAAGCUGGAGGCGAAGCCUGGCAGCUUUGAGAACUGGGGCUCCACGAAAAGAUGGAAGUCAGAAACCAAGGAUGCGGCAGAGAGGUAUAAGAAUGUUGAGAGGCCAGUGGGAGGUAAAAGUUCUAUAUGGGGCGCAUGA